Peronospora matthiolae is the source of this 822-nucleotide messenger RNA. NCBI's taxonomy places the organism in Eukaryota, Oomycota, Peronosporomycetes, Peronosporales, Peronosporaceae. The record is from the annotation of a GenBank genome assembly.
AUGGCAAGUACUUACGGCGGUCGAGUGCUUGCAGGUGAAGACAGCGAAGAGGACGACGAAGAUGACGAAGAAAUGGGUCUGCAGUUCAAGGGUUUUGGGUCGCGACUGUCCCCCGCAGCGCCUCGGUUUACAGUGCCAACAGUUAAUGCUGUGCCCCACAUUACAAAAGACUACGACAAUGAGGCAGAAGAAGACGAAGAAGAGGAGGAAGAAAGUGAUGGAGAGAUGGAAGUUGAAGAGCUGAAGGUUAUGGGGUGGGUAAGGCCACAGGACGAGCAGAAGAGGGUGGACGAACACGACGAAGAAGAUCGAAAUGAUGCAGAGAAAAGUGCAGGGCAGCAAGAAUCAAAAGGAGCGCAGCUGUUGAUGAAAGAGGAUGCUGAACACAAGAGGGAGAACGGAGAGCAGUGGCAGCUGGCCGCGUCGAUGAACGGCAUUGACGUCAUGAGCAACGCCUUUGUUGAUAUCGUGCAGCCUUCGUUAGACGGCACGAUCCAUCGGAUCACCGAGUUGAAGGAGAGUCAACAGCGACUGCUUCAGAUGUUGACCAGCUUAAAUGCUGGCGUUCAGACGAACGAGCGAUUCGCCAAUGCAGCUGCAGUGCUAGACAAACUACCGUUUUACUCAAGGAAGCUGCAAGGGAUAACGAUGGCGAUGCAGGAGAUCUCGACGUCGACAGCCAGAAUGAAGCGCCGUACAGAGAGCCUUCGGAUCGAUGCGCAGUCUCAUGCGAUCAGCAAGGAAAACAAGCGAGACGCCCAGUCGCAGUGGAACAAACUGUACGCUGCAAAGAGUGCAUCCGCGCCGUCGUCGCAAUCUUAA